AUGGCAAUGCGGACACCGAUUCUGAUUAUUGUCUUGAGGAUUGUUGUCUUGAGCGUUCGGGGCCAUGUACAUGCAAGGGAAAGGAGCACUGAAGCUGCAAAUGUUGUUGGAGGUAGUUACGUGGCUCGGGAGUAUGAUUCCUAUGCAGACGGCGAUUCUGAUGAUUGUCUUGAGCUUAAGGAGCUAUCUGGGGAAGAGGAAGUCCCUGUAACUGCUUUGCAUAGAAUGUUGUUUGCUGAUGUACUUGAGGCUCCUAGGAAUUACAUUGAAGGUUCCGAGAAAAUACUUGAAGUUGGUGGUAAGUCUGUCAGCUGGCAUAGUUUCUACCUUGCUAUGAAGGGUGGUGGUUUCAUGGAUCCUUCUGUUAUGGAUGUUUUUCUUAAGUGCGUUGAUGAUGGUCUUGAUUUCUUAUUUAUUCCGAGCUCUUUGGCGCAUAUUCUUGAUGUGGAUGAGGCUGACCCUAUUCAUCUUGCUUGCAAGCUUUGCUUGAACAUGAUCUGA
Lolium rigidum is the source of this 501-nucleotide messenger RNA. RefSeq lists its product as uncharacterized. The record is from RefSeq and is a predicted model, not a curated record. The transcript is spliced from 3 exons. Bases 1 to 501 code for a protein of 166 amino acids. NCBI's taxonomy places the organism in Eukaryota, Viridiplantae, Streptophyta, Magnoliopsida, Poales, Poaceae.